AGAGGCUCCCAUCUGGGAGGCUGGUGUGUGGGUCUUGGGCAUGGCUCAGCCACUGCCAAACCGUGACAGAGAGCCAUGCUUCCUCUGCUCCAUCUAGUUCCCCUCCCAGUUACUUGUGGCCAUGCGUGACUUUCUGAACCUCUCUAAGUCUCAAUUCCCUCUUCAUGAAGCGAUGGCAAUUUUUGUGAUUGUGAGGGUCAAGCCAGUCUGUGUGGCAGCUGGCACAGCACCGGGCACAUGCUCAGCACAGCGCCGACCAUGCUGUGGCCCCCGCUGCUGCCCCUGCUGCUGUUGCUGGCCGUGAGCUGGGUCCAGACGACCCGGCCAUGCUUCCCCGGGUGCCAGUGUGAGGUGGAGACCUUCGGCCUCUUUGACAGCUUCAGCCUGACACGAGUGGAUUGCAGUGGCCUUGGCCCCCACAUCGUGCCUGUGCCCAUCCCUCUGGACACAGCCCACCUGGACCUGUCCUCCAACCGGCUGGAGACUGUGAACGAGUCGGUGUUGGCAGGGCCAGGCUAUACCACGCUGGCCGGCCUGGAUCUCAGCCAUAACCUGCUCACCAGCAUCUCGCCCACCGCCUUCUCCCGCCUUCGCUAUCUGGAGUCGCUUGACCUCAGCCAUAAUGGCCUGGCAGCCCUGCCUGCAGACAGCUUCACCAGCUCGCCCCUGAGUGAGGUGAACCUCAGCUACAACCGGCUCCGUGAGGUCCCAGUGUCCGCCUUCACCACCCACGGCCAGGGCCGAGCGCUGCACGUGGACCUCUCCCACAACCACAUCCACCGCCUCGUGCCCCACCCCGCUGGGGCCAGCCUGCCCACGCCCACCAUUCAGAGCCUGAACCUGGCCUGGAACCGGCUCCGCACUGUGCCCAACCUCCGGGACUUGCCCCUGCGCUACCUGAGCCUGGAUGGGAACCCGCUGGCCGCCAUCGGCCCAGGUGCCUUCACAGGACUGGCUGGCCUGACACACCUGUCGCUGGGCAGCCUGCAGGGUCUCCCCCAACUGGCACCCUAUGGUUUUCAUGAGCUGCACAGCCUGCAGGUCCUAGACCUGUCAGGCAACCCCAAGCUCAAGUGGGCAGGAGCGGAGGUAUUCUCAGGCCUGGGCUCCCUGCAGGAGCUGGACCUGUCGGGCACAAGCCUGGUGCCCCCACCUGAGACGCUGCUCCUCCACCUCCCAGCGCUGCAGAGCGUCAGUGUGGGCCAGGGCAUGAAGUGCCGGCGCCUGGUACGGGAGGGUGCCUACCCCCGGCAACCUGGCUCCAGCCCCAAGGUGGCUCUGCAAUGCAUAGACAUUGGGGAACCAGCUUCCAGGGCUUCCAGGGGCCUCAGCAUCUUGUGACAAAUGGUGUGGCCCUGGGCCACACGACAGACUGCUGCCCGGGCUGACUCAGGUCCUGGGUAAUUUAUAUUUGAAUGUGCCAAUGCCAGUGGGGACUCUGCAAGCCUGUAUGGCAGCAGCAUCGAAAGACAGCUGUGGACUGAGAAGAGGCUUUGGACCUGGGACAACACCCAGGAGGAAAGCCUUGCCCUUUGUCUGUAUUGCCCCCACACCAUAAGCAGGGGGUCUUUGAUGCCAAACUGCACAGCUGCCCGCUGCUGUCCUUCCCCACUCGACCCCCAAGUGCCUUCCCUCAGGCCUGGGCCAACCUGACUAUGAGGAAGGUCAGAGGUCCGGUCCAUGGCUGAGUGCCCCCUUGGGCCCAUGGUCCAGCCACUCAGGGGCAUGGGUUUCUUUUGCUCCGGGCACAUGGGGCCCACUUUAUCCUUUUCUGUUCCCCUGGAGCCCUGGGUAGAACUUUAGUUACAGAAAGGACUGGGGGGUGCCCCCCUCCUCAUGUGGCCGAUGGGAGAACUGAGGCUCAGAGAGGAAAAUUGGUAAUCUGAGGUACUGCAGCGGCAGAGGCAUAACUGCCUCCCAGCCAGGCCCCUUUGCACUUUGCUGUCUUCUCUAAAUCAUGGCCUCCCUCUCCCCUUUCUGGGCUCCCCUUUGCUGCCAAGACCCACAUCCUACCAUUGGCACCCAUUUCCUGUCAUCCCGGGGAGGUAGGACUCUGGCCCACUGACCAGCUGCAAUGCCCGGGCUGUCACUUCACUUCUCAGAGCUUCUGGAAGCGUCAGGCAUGCCAGUCCCAGCCCUGCCAGUUUCCCACUCGGGUGGGGUCCCCCAGCAUCAAGACUGGAAACGUACCCAUUGAUCCUUGAGGUCCUGUUCCUAGAUGCUCCCCCAAGAUGUUGAUGCAGUCCUGGAGUCCCCCCCAACCCCCCUGCCACAAGCCAGGACGGGCCUUCCAGAUUCAGCCCCCACUGGCCCAGAGCCCACAGCCCACCUCCCCUACUGUGAGUGCAGCAGAAGGAGGCAGGCAGUCCCCACCCAGUAUUAUGUUCCCCCACCAGGGUGGCAUCUCAGCCUCCCAGCCCUGGCUCUUUCCUUAGGCUCGUUUUAUAGAUGUUGUCUUUUUUAUGGACUGUCACCUUUAACCCGUUCCCCACCCCCACCCCUGCUGGCAGGGGAUGCAAAGUGUCAUUUGUAAAAGAAAAAGAGUUGCAUUUGUUCACUUUCUGUAAGAGUGUGUCCUGGGGGGAUGUUGGGGAAGGAGGUGUUGGGUGGAAGCCAGCCAUCCGUGGCCAUGUGGGCAACAGGGGGCUGGUCCCACAAAGACACCGCAGGACAGUGAGAGCUCUGUCCCCCACCGGCCCCGCCCGGCACCUAACUAGUCCUUGGUUCAAUAAACGUUAGAAAGAGUCCCUCUUUCCAUCACUC
Myotis lucifugus (little brown bat) is the source of this 2763-nucleotide messenger RNA. RefSeq names its product tsukushi, small leucine rich proteoglycan (gene TSKU). Lineage: Eukaryota; Metazoa; Chordata; Mammalia; Chiroptera; Vespertilionidae. The coding region runs from base 238 to 1341 and encodes 367 amino acids. Gene Ontology annotation, cellular component: extracellular matrix. The transcript has 2 exons. Gene Ontology annotation, molecular function: protein binding. The record is from RefSeq and is a predicted model, not a curated record.